GGUUGAGUCAGAAUUAGAGAUGCACCGAUAAAUAUUCUAGAUCUGAUGUGCCCAUCUAUUCAGACUAAUUCUAUGAUUCGUGCUCUGAACAAAUGUACCCAUUACCACAACAAAAGCCAACGCCUUCAGAAUAAUUUUGUUGUAUUUAUGUUUAGGCCUGUCGCGAUAAACAAUAAAUCAAUUAAUUGCACGAUAAAUGAAAACUAUCGACCUAAUUUUAAUUUAUCGGCUUUAUCGUUUCUUCCUGCCUUUUUCUCUUUCUAUUGAUGACACUGAAUGAAACACGGCUCAGCUCUGGUGCUCUCCACCCACCCCUCCCCUCUCUUCCUCAUUUUUUAGCGUAAGGGAGAAGUGAGCUAUAGUAUCAGGUAGUCGGGACGCACACCAUGUUGUACUUCUGCAGCUUUAGAGCCCUUGGGGAGUUAGGAAGCUAAAGAAACACUAUCUGAUAUUGGGGAAAAAAACUCCAAAUGGAGCUGGUUUCACAGCCGAACGCAACUGCAGCAGUGUGGGAGUAUUUCGGAUUCAAACCAAAUGACCGAGGCGAACCGCGGAACCUUUGCGAGCCGGUAUGUCACGUUUGUCAUAAAACAGUAGCAACUAAGAGCAGCAAUACAACCAACUUACAUCUGGACCUAAAGCACAACCAUCCAAAGACGUUUUCCCAGCUGGGGAAAAACGUACAACUGGUGGGCUGUCCCUGUCUUCAAGUUGGCAACAGUCCACCAUCAUUGAAGCAAUUAAUCGACAGGCAGCUAACAAAAAGGACAACGCAAAGUGGUGCAUGCUCACACACAGCAUAGUUUGUUUAAUUGGUAACGAGAUGCUCCCAUUUAAUAUUGUUGAAAAGCCGGCAUUUUCAAAACUGUUGCAAACAUUUGACAGACGAUACAAAAUCCCCGGGAAAACAUACAUAUCACAAACGGCGAUGCCACAACUGUCCAGCAGUAUUAAAGAGGACAUACUGAAGGAGAUAAAAGACAUUUCAUUUUACUUUGCUACAUCGGAUAUGUGGUCAGAUAUGACCCCUUAUCUGAGCUUGACCAUUCACUAUAUAGCUGCUGACUGGACCCUGCACUCUAAAUGUUUAGAGACCAGAUAUGUCCCAGAUAACCAUACUGCUGACACCCUGGGAAAAAACCUGAAAUCUGCUUUAGCAGACUGGGGACUGGAUGAGCACAAACUGGUCUGCAUCACAACAGACAGCGGCGCUAACAUGGUCGCUGCAAUAGGAAAUCCUGGCUCAGCUGCUGAGGCCUCAACCUCCACCUUGCUGUUUGGUGGUCUGGACAGUGACAAAGAACGGACAGCACGUCCCAUUGGACUCGGUAGACGUUUGGUCAAGACUUUCAACCUGAGCUUCCUUACAAAGAGAGACCUGAAGAAGGCACAGAAUGAAGCUAAUGUCCUCCAGCAAAAUCUCAUUCUGGAUGUUGUCAGCCGAUGGGGCCCUAAGCAGAAGAUGGUGUUGGAGCAACUCCCAGCUAUUAGACGAGUCCUGGCUCAAGACAGAAAGCACGGCCAUCUCAACCCAACCUGGCAGGAUGUUUUGGUGUUGGACUCCCUCAACGCAGCAAUGAAACCACUGGCUGACUUACAGAUGUCCUCUCAGGGGAAACAUACGUCUGUUAAGCCUGUGCUGGACCUGAUUAAAGGUGACCAUCUCUCUUCUGGCCAUGAUGGCAGCACCCUGACUGCCAGUAUUACACAAAACAUAUCCAAGACACUGACUGAAAAAUACAGCUCACCUGCCAUCCAAGCCCUCCUGAGAAAGGCCACCAUCUUGGAUCUGAGGUACUGUGGCAGCAUGGAGGAGGCAGUGGCAUUGGAUGACAUCAAGCAUCAGCUGGUUCAAGAGCUACUGGACUUAAAAGGGUCAGAAGUAAGUGAAGAAGGUGAGGGCUGCAGCAAAGCUGCUGGAGGAAACAAAGAUGACUCUACCGCUGCCCCCCCACCAAGAAGAAGAGGCUAAUUUACUUUCUUCAAAACAGAAGAGCUCAACUCAGAGGUCAGACCCAGGCUAGAUAUCCAAAAAGACAGCAGGCUGAUGCAGAACUGACCAAGUUCCUUCAAGAAGAUGCUGUUGAUACCUCUUGUGAUCUCUUGACAUGGUGGCAUGACAACCAAAGAAGAUAUCCUUUGAUGGCAAACUUGGCUCAAAAAUACAUGUGUGUUUGUGCAACGAGGACCAGUUCAGAGAAAAUGUUUAGUACAGCUGGAAACAUUGCUCCUUCUGAGAGAUCCUGCCUUAAGCCACAACAAAUAUUCAAUAUGUUGGUAUUUGUUGCUCAGAAUCUGUCUGACUAAAGCAGCUACAGAUCUGCUUAUAGAGGCACCUGCUCUUAUUUAGUGUGCUUUUGUUACUUUGCACUUUUUGUUUAUAAAAAUUGCAUUUUUGCCCAUCUUCUCUAUAUAAAUCUAAUGAUAUACAGACUUUAUAAUCUGUACUCUUGGAUGAAUGUAGUUUUUAUUUCCACUUUGGUUUUAUGUUGUGUUCAGUUUUUAUUCAAGCGCAUUUUUUGUUAACAGAGACUGAGAGUCCAUUUUAGGUCGUUUUGUUAAUUUUGUUGACCAGUUCCAGUGUUAAGUGUUUUUUGAAAAUAAAGUGUAUUUAUCUUUGGUAGGAUGUACCGUACUUGUAUUAUUAAGGCAUUAAAAUUACAUCGGAUCGAUAUCAGCCAAUACUAAACCUCACAUAUUUGUAUUAAAAUUGGAAAAAGUGGAUCGUGUUAUUCACAACAAAGUCACCUUUGACCUGCCAGUGACCCAUGUGACUUUAUAGUCACAUGACACCCAGCAUUCGAUCCCUUUUGUUCUCACGCGAAGGUGUGCCGAGUACAGGAGUGGUUGUGCAAAGCUAGUAGCUUUUGUAUUUAACGCAGUUUUCUUCUUGUGCUUGCAGCCUAGUUUAUGGUGAGUCUUGUCUUCCAGGAGCUGCACAAGCUACUUUCAGUUUCCACCAGAUAAGUGGUUGUUGCUCUGAUGAGUGCUAGGUUUUGUUUUUCUUUUUUCUACGGCAGCAGUUUAUUGUUCACUUUGAUUUGCACAUACCAUAUUUGUGGCUUUUUUGACUCACCUCUGGCAUUUUCUGCUCGCGCUCGAGUCCUUUAAUUUGCCUCUAUGGAGAUGGUGCUUAUUGUGGUGAUGAUAUGAUGAUGUAUAAUUUAUGAUGCUCCACCUAUCUGGCUUCACUCCAGCCUGAUGAUGAGCGUGACUCGUCUCCCUCGUGUGCAUCUCACUGUCAGACAACGCGUGCCCCAACUGUAGAGUCGUGCUAGGUCAGGCUAAAUCAGCUGACUGCGCUGAAGCAGCCUACCGACUGGGCGGGAUCUGCACAGCAAGACCUGUUGCCACCGGGACAGAUGGCGUGCCCAAUGCAGCCGACUGUGGAGGCACCUUUGAUGGACCGAUACGGGGAGGUUGUCCACAAAGGUGGAUCACUGCACUACUGAACUGGCCCAAAUGAAGGCCCUCUUCUGGUGUUUCAGACCAAUGCUGGUAGCUGCAUAGCACUUCCUUCUGAGCAGGACGGAGCAUCGGUCGACAGUAAUGAUGCUAUUUCAGUGGCAACCUUGGGUACCCAGUUCCUCGAUUACCUUCUGGAGCUCAGCUCCAGGGUCUCCGGUUUCUCCCUCAGAGGAGUAUAUAUGGGAACUGCAUGCCUGGCGACUAUGCAGGAGGCAUACAGGUUUGGCUUGGGGCAAAUGCCAGUUGUGGAACCAGAGAUUGCCAAAAACCUGCUCCCAUUCAGGGGUCCAGACAUCGUACUGCUUUUGUGUGGCACAGUUUGGCUUGCGCCCUCCCAGGCAUUCAAGAGGCAAGUUGGCCCGCAGGUAAUGUUUAAAGUCAUCAGUGAGUUAUUUUACCCCAGGACAGGUUGGUAGCUGGGCUCUCCACACCCAGACAUGUUGGCACUGUACACUCUGUCCCACGAGUACCAUCUUCAAUUCAGAAGCCAGCCCCUUGUACCUCACUGGGUGAGGAGGAUGACUGUCAUCCGCAACCCUGUGAAGGCACCGGCACUGAACCAGGAAAUCUGCACCUCGGUGGACCUCUGUCAAAACAUGUGGCCCCCUGUUGAAAGCCCCCUGGGCCUCUGUCAAAAUCCAGGGGGCUUUUAUUCCAAGUAUUUUUUUUUUUUAGAAGACCGGUGGUCUUUUUUUGAUCUCUGAAGGUCAUACCUUUUCGCAUGCUGACCACCAGGGAAGUUUUGCAGGCAAUUUCCCCAGGUGAUUGGCAAUUUCCCCAGGUGAUCUGUGAGAACCACUUCCAUGGUUCUCACAGAUGCUUGUUUUCAUGUCUCAAUUGCUCUGCCUCACUGGCGGUUACUUUGUUUUGCUUUCCAACAGAAGGAUUUGCAGUUUAUGGUCCCCCAUCUGGACUUAUGCUGUCUCUCAGGGAAUUCACCCUAUGUGUCACAGUGACCCUCUCCCCUCAACAGGAGCCAAGGCUAAGAAUCCUCCCGUACCAGGACGACUAGCUUAUUUGUGCAAUGACCUGCAACUAAGUGGUCCAGGACAAGCAGUUGGUGCUUAAUCAUGUGGGACACCCUGGACUGCAGGUAAACAUGGAGAAGAGUAAUCUGACUCGCUCACAACAGACAAUCUUCCUGGGCAUUCCCAUGAGUUCUGUCUUAAUGACUGCUUGCGCUUUUCCCCAGCGGGUUGACGAUAUAUUGAGAAUUCUGCGAGAAUUCAGAUGUGACAUGGUACCGCCUCUUGUGCGAUGAUAUGUCCUUGCUGCCCUCUACAUGUGGUAGAACAACUGGAGUCUGGACCCAACUGGGUACACUCACUGACUCGGGAGGCUUCAGGUCAGGCCUCAGUGUCCUUAGUAUUUGUCUCUCAGGAGGGAUCUUCUUUCCCAGAUGUGGGGUCUGGAUUUAGCUCCUACAAGGCCCGCAUCUACAGUAUUUGUCCUUCCUUCCAUCUUAUACGCUUAUCCCUAUUGGAGUCACCAGGGGUGCUGGUGCCUAUCUCCAGUGGUCAAUGGAGACAGGCAGUGGUGGGAUCACCCUGGACAGGUCACCAGUCCAUUGCAGGCCCAGAUCCACUUUCCCAAAGUAUGUUGAGAAAGUUGUAUGUAUGAUGGCUAAUGCAUGGGUGCCAUCCAUGUGCUCACUAAGACUUGCACCUUGCAAGUGACAUCUUACUCUUCUGCCUGCACGAGUAAGAUGUCACUCUACAAGGGGUCUGCCAUGACUGGGGUGCUGCUGGACACUAUGCACAGUGUAGCCUCCUGGAAGUCACCAAGCACCUUUGCUCGAUUAUACCAGGUGAAUGUAGCUUUGCCCCAUCCCCUCCAAGGCACCCUGGAGCAGCAUCCUUCUACAUCCAACUGAGGUAGGCAGUGUAGUGGCUGUUCUUUUAGAUUUUGUUGACAUAAGUCAUCCAGUGCUUAAAACUCCACACUCUCGCGGUCAGUACGGAUAAAGUACAACAAAAUUUACGACUGUAACUGCGGUUUGAUCAAUCCAGGAUGACCACCAGAGUACUCGGUCCAUUGGAAUCCUUGCAGCGCGUAUGAAGAUUGAGGGAUUGAGCGCCAGGUAUCAUGUGACUUGAGUCACAUGGGUUACUGGCAGGUGACUUGAGCAUGCGCAAGAAUGAUCAUUCAGUGCAUGAAGCUCUGUCUCUGGCUGUCAUCCGGGAUUCUUAGAACUGCAAAGUUAUAACUUUCGUUUCAGUGUUCCUUCGGGA
Xiphophorus maculatus (southern platyfish) is the source of this 5699-nucleotide messenger RNA. RefSeq names its product zinc finger BED domain-containing protein 1-like. Lineage: Eukaryota; Metazoa; Chordata; Actinopteri; Cyprinodontiformes; Poeciliidae. The coding region runs from base 785 to 1972 and encodes 395 amino acids. The transcript has 2 exons. The record is from RefSeq and is a predicted model, not a curated record.